AUGUACCCACCUCAGUAUUUUCCUCCUACAACUGGUCAGUCUCAGUCUCAGCCUCAACCAGUGAAGAAAAAGAGGAAUCAACCAGGCAAUCCAGAUCCUGGUGCAGAAGUCAUAGCUUUAUCACCAAGAACUCUCAUGGCAACCAACAGAUUUGUGUGUGAAAUUUGCAACAAAGGGUUUCAAAGAGAACAGAAUCUUCAACUUCAUAGAAGAGGGCAUAAUUUGCCAUGGAAACUGAAGCAAAGAACAAGCAAGGAAGUGAGGAAAAAAGUAUAUGUUUGCCCAGAAACUACAUGUGUACACCAUGAUCCAUCAAGGGCACUGGGGGAUUUGACAGGGAUAAAGAAGCAUUUUUGUAGAAAACAUGGGGAGAAGAAAUGGAAAUGUGAGAAAUGUUCAAAGAAAUAUGCAGUUCGAUCUGAUUGGAAAGCCCACUCCAAAACCUGUGGCACUAGGGAGUACAGAUGUGACUGUGGAACCCUUUUCUCAAGGAGGGACAGUUUUAUCACACACAGGGCCUUUUGUGAUGCUUUAACAGAAGAGAGUGCAAAAACAAUAACUGGUAACAACAUCCAAAUCAUCACAUCUCAAGCAAAUUUCUCAACAUCCCAUAUGAACCUUCAAGUUUCACCUCAAUUCAAUGCUCAUAAUUUCCCGUACCCAAUAAAAAAAGAGCAACAAAUUUUCAGUUCAAGGCCUGAGAUUCCACUAUGGCUAGCUUCUUGUCCACAAGCACCACACGGACCUGGUCCCACUUCUGGCUCUGGCCCACCACUCAUUGACCUCACCCCAUCAAUCUUCAACGCUAGAUUAGAUCAAGCAUUUUCUCAAUACGAUCAAGAAUUUUCUCAGAAUCAAAACCCUAACCCUAGUAGUGGCCAUGGACCCCCCACUCUACCACCCUACAACCCAGCAGCCUCUCCUCACGUUUCAGCCACUUCAUUGCUACAGAGAGCUGUACAAAUGGGUGCAAAAACUAGCCCAUGUCCGUCACCAGCAGCCAUGCCUAUUAGACCCCACCAAGAUCACAUGUUUGCAACUGAUUCUGCUUACAGUACAACAACUGGUUUUGGUCUAAACUUGUCCUCACGUGAAAAAAUGGUCAGUGGGUUCAUCAAUAGCUUAGCUUUAUAUGGGAAUAAAGCUGCAUUGAAAGGUUGUACAGACAGAGGUGCACCACCAGCAGGUGAUAGUAGUACAAGUGGACCUUCUUUGCUUCAUGAUACGACGAUGAACAAUCCUGGAUUUGAAGGGUCAACUUUUGAAGAUGCAUUUGGUGGGAUCUUCAAUUCCUUAAAGAAAGAUGAAAAUUUUCAUGCAGCCCAUCAUCAGUUUAGCACAAAUGAAAGUGGUGAAAUUGAUGGAACUACAAGGGAUUUCUUGGGAUUAAAGCCUAUUUCUCAUAGUGGCAUUUUGAGUAUUACUGGCCUUGAUCAUAACUGCAUCGACACUUCUUAUGAAGAUCGCAACGAAUAUGAAAACCCGAAAUCCUGGCAAGGUUAG
This is a messenger RNA of Fraxinus pennsylvanica, 1503 nucleotides long. The record is from the annotation of a GenBank genome assembly. Lineage: Eukaryota; Viridiplantae; Streptophyta; Magnoliopsida; Lamiales; Oleaceae.